AUGACUGGUUCUGGUUCUCCUUGUGGAGCCUGCAAGUUCUUGAGAAGAAAAUGUGUGAGAGGGUGUAUUUUUGCACCUUACUUCUGCCAUGAACAAGGUGCUACCCAUUUCUCGGCCAUCCACAAGGUUUUUGGCGCAAGCAAUGUGUCAAAGCUGCUUGCUCACCUUCCGGUGAGUGAUCGUUGUGAAGCCGCCAUGACGAUAUCAUAUGAAGCUCAAGCGAGGCUUCAAGAUCCCAUUUAUGGUUGUGUUUCACAUAUUUUUGCUCUCCAACAGCAGGUGGUCAGCUUACAAGCACAAUUAGCUUCCCUUAAGGAUCAAGCAGCUCAAUGCUUUCUCAACGGCUCUGCUGUAGCUAACCCUAAUGAGAAAUUUUAUGGGAAAGCUCCUUCUCACACAGAAGAAGCUCAUAGUUGGUUUCAUGAGUUAGAAAAUUCAUCAAACCCUUUGCAAAAACUGAUCAAUUCCAAUGAUGCUGGAACCACAUCAUACUAUGAGAAUGGAAUGAUGAAUUCAUACAACUCUGUUAAUGGGAGUUAUGAAAAUUCAAUGAAUAUCCCAGAUGAAAAUGUCUCUUCGUAUGGCAGCUUUGAAGAGGGCACUUCUCAUUCCAGGUCUUCUUUUGACAUGCAAACGAAUUACAACAGGCAAUGGGGUUUUCAGGAUGCUGAUGAACUUCAGCCAGUGGCUUUCAGAUACACUGACCUGCAUUCACGAUGAAGAGGUGACCGGCAAUGAUAGUAUACCGGUGAACGAGUUCUAUAUAUCGUCAGUUAAAAUGACUGUGUGUCAGUUUUGAAUUUCAGCCCUGCAUACUUUGAAGCAUUCACUUUAAAUUUGAUGCUAUCGUUAAGCUCAGACUUAUA
Messenger RNA from Pyrus x bretschneideri (Chinese white pear), 866 nucleotides. Its product is annotated as LOB domain-containing protein 14-like. Gene Ontology annotation, biological process: hormone-mediated signaling pathway; positive regulation of DNA-templated transcription. Bases 1 to 720 code for a protein of 239 amino acids. The record is from RefSeq and is a predicted model, not a curated record. Gene Ontology annotation, cellular component: nucleus. The transcript has 2 exons. NCBI's taxonomy places the organism in Eukaryota, Viridiplantae, Streptophyta, Magnoliopsida, Rosales, Rosaceae.